Penicillium soppii is the source of this 1323-nucleotide messenger RNA. RefSeq names its product NAD(P)/FAD-dependent oxidoreductase. The transcript has 3 exons. Lineage: Eukaryota; Fungi; Ascomycota; Eurotiomycetes; Eurotiales; Aspergillaceae. The coding region runs from base 1 to 1323 and encodes 440 amino acids. Gene Ontology annotation, molecular function: proline dehydrogenase activity; L-pipecolate oxidase activity; sarcosine oxidase activity. The record is from RefSeq and is a predicted model, not a curated record.
AUGCCAUUGCCGCGCAAGAUUCUCAUUGUAGGAGGGGGUGUCUUUGGAUUAUCCACCGCCCUCUCUCUGUCAAAGCGACACCCUGAAUCCGAAGUAACGGUAGUAGAGUCCUCUCCGAUAAUUCCUAAUCCACACGGCUCAUCCGUCGACACAUCACGGAUUGUGCGCGCCGACUACGCAAACGCAGCGUACUCCAAGCUCGCAGCAGCCGCCAUUGAGCGCUGGCGCAACACAGAAUGGGGUCGCGAAGGUCGUUACACCCAAAAUGGGUUGCUCCUAGUGUAUCCCGCCGACAGCGCCAGCGCCAAGGAGUAUGCCCGUAAGAGCUAUGCCAACGUCCGCCAGAUCGAAGGCGUUAACGUCGAGUUCCUGCCCACGCAGAAAGAUGUGCUCAAGGUUGUUCCGGCCUAUGGAUCGGAACUCGACGUCGCCGGCGGGUACGUGAACUGGGGAUCUGGAUGGUCUGAUGCAGCGGCGAGCGUGAGCUAUGCGAAAUCUCUCCUCGAUGCCGACGGCAAGGUCAUCUUCCGCACCGGCGAUGUCGAGCGUGUACUCUACUCUACUGCCAGUGGCAAAUCCAAGGCUACUGGCGUUGCCUUUGCUGAUGGCGCAACGCUUGAGGCUGACCUUGUCGUACUUGCGACUGGCGCGUGGUCCUCGAAGCUUGUCGAUCUGCGCGGACGGGCUGUUGCUACCGGCCAGGCAAUUGCGUACAUGCGCAUCUCGGAUGAGGAGCAGCGCGAGUUGGAGAACCUGCCUACGAUUCUGAACUUUGCGACUGGUAUCUUCAUCAUCCCGCCGCGUAAUAAACUGCUCAAGAUCGCGCGGCAUGCAUUUGGGUAUCGGAAUCCAACUGCGGUGCCGGUGCCCGGUGAGAACGAAGGUCGUACUAUGGAGGUUAGUUUGCCCGAGAAGGGGGUUCCUGUUCCUCUCGAGGGACAGAAUUCGUUCCGAGUUGCACUGAGGCAGCUGCUGCCUCGAUUUGCGGAGAGGGAGUUUGUUGACACGAGGGUUUGUUGGUACACUGAUACGCCCAAGGGUGACUUUAUUAUUUCCUACCAUCCUGACCAUGAAGGUCUAUUCCUUGCUACUGGUGGUAGUGGUCAUGCGUUCAAGUUCUUCCCCGUUAUUGGCGACAAGGUUGUCGAUGCGAUGGAGGGAUCGCUUGACCCUGAGCUGCGUGAGAUGUGGACAUGGGCCGGUGCUGCUGUGUCUGAUGGUGAAGAUUUUGACGGUGAUGGCAGUCGCUCUGGGGAGAGGAGAGCGAACUUGAAAAACGAGUUGGCAAAGACGAAUAAGGCCUCGCGACGCAGCGUGCUAUAA